Molecule: messenger RNA, 474 nt
Organism: Protopolystoma xenopodis
Lineage: Eukaryota; Metazoa; Platyhelminthes; Monogenea; Polystomatidea; Polystomatidae
Source: the annotation of a GenBank genome assembly
AUGCAAGAAGUCUUAACUUCUAGUCUAAUGACUGAAGUGUUCAUCUUUUCAUUGCAGGCCUUCUAUGAGGCUGCUUUUUUGUUCACUUGGUUACCAUCAACAAGGCGCACCUGCACUUUAAAUUACGGUCAGGCAAGUGGCGGUUACCGAAGUCAUGGUCAACAUUAUCAAGCACAACCGGCGCAAUCACAGCAACAUCAACAAGCUAUAUCUUCAGCCGGUCAUCCAGGACAUUUAGGUCAGUCCACGGCAUCCGGCGGAGUCAGCGGCCGUCGUAGCACCGCAGUAGUUGGUCUUACUGGCGCUUCUCCUUCAUCUGGUCUCCGGCCUGGAGCCGGCGUUGGUUUAGGCCUCGAUGGGCCACCUAACUCACGAGCAUCGAUUGUGGGACCAGCCACUUCUGGUGUUGCUACUGAUAUCAGGGGACCAGGUGGGACUGCCAGGCUGGCUGGGCAAGAAGGAGGACGUAGGUAA